Polyodon spathula (Mississippi paddlefish) is the source of this 2538-nucleotide messenger RNA. RefSeq names its product heat shock factor protein 3-like. The record is from RefSeq and is a predicted model, not a curated record. Gene Ontology annotation, molecular function: DNA-binding transcription factor activity; sequence-specific DNA binding. Lineage: Eukaryota; Metazoa; Chordata; Actinopteri; Acipenseriformes; Polyodontidae. Bases 1257 to 2462 code for a protein of 401 amino acids. The transcript has 15 exons. Gene Ontology annotation, biological process: regulation of DNA-templated transcription.
CAGAAGUUCAAUGUUCCAGGAUUUGUCUCCAAGCUCUGGACGCUGGUUGAAAGUCCAAGCACCAGUGAUGUUAUAUGUUGGAGCUCGUAACCAAACAGUGACGGGUGUUUGCUGAAAUCUCUUCCCUUGUGUUGACAAGAAUGCCAGCAAUAGGACAUCCCAGCAGCACUGCACAGUACAUAGCCAGUACAUCAUUAAGGGGAAGUGACAUUUGGAAUUAAACAGGAAGUUUUCCAUGCAUUAAUGUUAAAAACAGAACUAAAUAUGCAAAGCACUGGUAGCAACAAGGUUUUAAUUCAGAGAUGAUAUUGAUUCUGGUGCCAGUAAAUGAUUAGGUUUACAAGGGAGUAUUGAACCUAUUGACCUUGUGUAAAUAUACCUGCAUUUCUAGCACACAUCACAUUUAGAGAGAUCCCAUGCAGUCAGUUACCUUCUUUAUAAUGGUACUGAUGUUCUCCUGAGGAAUACCACAUUUUGCCCAUAUAUUCUAAGAAGAAAAGCACCUUACUACACUUCUGGUCAUCAUUCUUAGAGAUUGUUUGGUGUUUACUAAAGAGUUUAUAAAUGUCUUGGUAUUAAGUUAAUGAAUAAUACUUAUAAUAUACUAUUUCGAUGCAAGUGUAAAAGAGUUUUUUUUUUUUUUUUUUACAAGAAUAAAUAACUGUACGACUUGCAAAAAUACUCAAGCAACAACUUUCAUUCAACUAAGCUGUUUUUUUUUUUGUUUGUUUGUUUUAAUAUUACCGUAAGAAUAUUUUAUAACAUUUUUCUGUGUUGGAUCACAAAGAGUGCCAUUUGCAGUGACAUGUUCUCUGUCCUGUUCUUUAGAGAGGACAGAAUUUCAGGGUGGUGGAUGAACAGAAGUUCACAACAGAAAUCCUUCCAAGAUACUUCAAGCACAACAACAUGUCAAGUUUCAUCCGACAGCUCAAUAUGUUACCUGAAAAUCCAGCUGGGUUGCAACAGGCACAGAUUUUUAGUGUCUGAUUAAUACAGAUUGGUGGUUGAUUCAAUCAACCAGUGACUUAUCGUGGCAGGGUGGAGAUUAAAAAAAACCCUGAGUAACCUUACAGUAAGUCUGUGAUGGGUUUCGAAAGGUGGUGAGUGUGGACAGUGGUCUGAUUAAACAAGAAAAGGAUGGUGGAAUUGAGUUUCAUCAUCCUUGCUUUGAGCAAGGCAAAGAGGAUCUGUUGGAAAAUAUCAAACGCAAGGUGUCUUCGGUCAGAACAGAGGCAACGAAGAUCAGCCAGGAAGAAAUGCACAAAGUUUUGUUGGAUGUGCAUCAAGUGAAAGGUAAACAGGAUGACAUGGAUUCGAAACUGGCAACCAUGAAGAGGGAAAACAAAGCUUUGUGGAAGGAACUGGCUUCUCUCAGAAAUAAGCACAGUCAACAACAGAAGAUGAUAAGCAAGGUGAUUCAGUUCAUUGCAAGUCUUGUCAAUGAAAAUUGCGUUGUUGGAAUCAAAAGAAAAAGGCCGAUCAUGAUGUCAGAAGAAGCACCUCUCGCAAAACACAGCCACCCUCAUGUUCUCAGAGCCGAUGAACAGAGUGGUAAUGGUUACUCAGACAGUAAUGACGCUACCCUUUCAAGCAGGGUUGUCAUUACGGACAUCACAAAUAUUUCCGAGCCUGGUAAAAGUGGUGAGCUUUUUCAAACUCUCUCAGAAAAAGACAAAGUUAAGAGGGCUGGCCUGUCAGGUAAAGUAACGACUGAGGCCUGUGACUCCGCUUCUGGAAAGGAUGAUCAGACAGCACCAAGCAGUCCAAUCUCAGCCUCAGUCAGUCCUCCUCAAACCAAGCAAUUAAAUACAGACACCACAGCAGCCUGCACUGAGGCCAGUGCUGCUGAGUUUCCAGACAACUUAAUUGAAUCCAUGCUCGAUGAGGCUGGGGAUGAGGUUGCUCUUCAGGGUGAUUCAAUAGGGGAAAGGAAUGAGGUCUUGGAUUUCCUGGGUAGCGUUGAUAUCAGCUUGGGAAACUUGCACACACAGCUGUCUGGAAAUCAGUUCAACAUCAGGCCUGAAUUGAUUGAUGAACUUUUUAAUCCUGGCAUUUCUGCUAAGGAUAUGAACAUCAUAUCGCCAAGUUCUCCUAAUGUUGGAAUUAUGUCAGAAUAUUUUGAAACCAGAGACAAUGCAGAGACAGAUGAAAUUGACAGCAGUAAUGGGAAGCAUGUAGUUCAGUGCACACACAAUCCCCUGCUAACCUUACUGGAUGAGCUUUGCUGUAGUUUAGAGCCAGAGGUGGCUGGCCCUGCAGAGCCCUCCUUUCUGUCUCUUGAGGAAGAGUUUUCUGUGCCAUUCACAGAUUGCACAACUGACAUGAGAGUGGAAUACAGCCCUAACAACCAAACGACUGGCAUUCGUGAGCUUUACGAGGAAAAGAACAAAGGACCAGGCAACACACCCAAUCCAUCUUUUUCAAAAGAUGUUCUGUACAUGUUGAAUGAGGACACCUUGUGAACUCUCCUUUUGAAGCAUCUCUGUAAAACCUUAAAAAAAAAAAAAAAAAAAACAUUGCAUACCUUUGAUGCUACGA